AUGUAUGGUGAAAAUCAGGAAGACAUGAACAUUUUUAAUACUGAAACACGUACCGACCCAACCAUUUUAGAGAAAAAAGAAUUUAAAUUCAAAUUACAGAAUGAGCUUUAUAUUUCAGAGUCACUGAUCGCAAAAUUAAUCAAAGAAAAAGAUGAACUGUUGAAAGAACUUCCGAAAUGUGGAGACACUGAACGUGAGCACAGUCAUCCACUUUUCGAAAGCAGGCUGGAGUGUCUUCAUUCUGAACUCCAACAAGCACAUGAAGUCAAGAGAGAUAUAGAAAAACAACUAAACAUUCUAGAGUAA
This is a messenger RNA of Trichobilharzia szidati, 306 nucleotides long. The record is from the annotation of a GenBank genome assembly. Lineage: Eukaryota; Metazoa; Platyhelminthes; Trematoda; Strigeidida; Schistosomatidae.